UUAGGGGUGUGCAUCACGUGCAUCGUGAACCUACUUGAUUAUGUAAGCGUGUUCCCAAAUAAUCCCCUACAGCGCCAACGUCAACGGCACAACUGCUUGUCCAGUGCCCUCCAACUCUACAACCUUUCUCGAGCCCAAUCAUGGAAGACGGUACGGACAUCGCCUUCGCCUCUUCGCCUUCAGUAUCAGCACUUCAGUAAUUACCGCCUGCGCUCUUUUCACCUACGACGUCUGUUUGUGGCGCUCUCCUUCCCACCUCGUAGUGUGCUUCAUACGCUGCAGUGGUUGUGUUGCGGACAAUUGGACGACGUGUAAACUGCAUCGCCUCGCCUGGCUCGCGGCGUCACUUUCAUGUUCGACGAGACGCAGUCACCCAAAACAGCUGCUGCAUAUGCUCUGCGGAUGCAGCGCGGCGCUUUGGUCGGCACUGUCUUUCAUGUUUUCCUGGCUUUCUUCGACUUUACUAAGAUAUGAUACGAUACUCCGACUCGUUUUCUCUCACUUGCGCCUACGACCACCCACUUCUUCACCAUUCCGCGGAUCUUAUGUCAAUAACGCCCUACUCACACCUGCCUACAGCCUGGCAGUCGCAAGAUUCCGCUACGACUGGGAUCCACUUUCCCGCUGAGACGCCGCUUGCCGAUAGCGGUGAAACGUGGGGUGCCAACGGCCGGGACCGUGAUAGUCGUGAUGAACGCGACGGACGGCGCGGUCGCAGUCGCAGUCGCAGCCCUGCGCGCGAGAGCGCUGGACAGAACCCGGGCAACAACCUUCACGUGUCUGGUCUUAGCCACCGACUCGAGACCCGCGAUUUGGAAGCUGCGUUCGCCAAGAUUGGUCGCGUUCAAAAGGCGUCGAUUAUGUACGACCCUCACACCCGUGAUUCGCGCGGCUUUGGAUUUGUGACAAUGGAGACUCCGGAGGAAGCUGAUGCUGCGAUCGCGUCAUUGAACGGAACUGAGCUCGCGGGGAAGACUCUCAAUAUCCAGAAGGCUCGUCGCGGUCGUGCUCGCACGCCGACUCCGGGUCGUUACUAUGGCCCUCCCAAAAGAGACGAUGAGCGCCCGUACGACCCUCGGCCAUACGACUCUCGGUACAGUCGGGAUAAUGACGACCGCCGUCGCGGAGGCCGCUAUGACGAUCAUCGUGACAGACGUGACUACGACAGACGCGACUACGACCGUAGAGACGACUAUCGUGGGCGCGACUAUGAUCGCGAUGACAGAGACCGUAGGAGCCGCUAUGAUGAUCGCCGCUACUAAAUACUCCCUCGACCAUAUUUUGUUCUCCGCUGCUUGGGCGUUUUAAUUCUAAUAUGAUUCGCGUCUGUCUGA
Molecule: messenger RNA, 1334 nt
Organism: Mycena citricolor
Lineage: Eukaryota; Fungi; Basidiomycota; Agaricomycetes; Agaricales; Mycenaceae
Source: the annotation of a GenBank genome assembly